AAUUUUCACACACGUGUCCUAAUGAGUCAAACAACACGUGUGAAAUAUUUUUCAAGAUAUUUUUUUUAAAAAAAGUAAUUUUUUUUGCAGUAACACUUUUACUCUAGUUAAUUAUUAUAUUAUAAUUUAAUAAUAAAAAAAAAAUUAUGAAAUAAAUAUUUAUUUUGUACAAAACCAAAAAAAAAAAAAAAUGGUUGUUCUCGAUAAACGGAGGACAUUGAUUAUUUCUACGGCUGGUAAUUUUUUUGGUAUUACAUCGCAACUUGAUUCUGAAAUUGUUGAUUCCUCAGUUCUUGAGAAAUUUUUAAAUCAAUCAUCAUGUCGAACAUUGUGCGCGCAUCCAACUUUUCAUGAGGAUAAUGAAACUUUUCUCAAUUUAACCAAUGAAUUGCCAAUUGGAAAAAAUACACUUGUCUUUUUUAAGGUGAACGAAGCAAGAGUGACAGAAGAAAAUUUUCAUGAUCUCGUUCAUGUUACAUCGACGGGUAAAAAUGGUGGCUCAUCAUUGAUUGAGGCACUUCGUCAAGUUUGGGCACCAACUUUAAAAUCAUCAGGUGUCGAUGCGAAUUCAUUGAGAAAAUUGGAGGAGGAUAUUUUGGGACCAAGACCAUCAUUGACAAUUGAGGAAGAGGAAUUAUUUUGGCAUCGACGUUCUAAGGAAUUAAAAAAAAAUGACGAAAAAAGAACACAUCUUGAAGUUGUUAGUUUUUUGAAAAAAAUCCGCGUCGAACUUGAGAGUGCAGCAGUUUCCAAAGAAGGUCUCGCUGGACUGGAAGAGACACUCGAAGUUGCUUCCGGAUUCGCUGACGAUUUAUGGAAACUAACAGGUCAAAUUUACAGCGAAGAACGCAUGAAAACGUUAUUGGAUAUUGUUGGAAAUGAAGUCGUAACACUAGUUGAAAAUUUAAUAAAUGGGGGUAAAUCUUCUGAAACUCGAGUAAAGGAUGAAACAAUAGAAUUAGGAGCAUCAGCUUGUGAAAAAUGGAUCACAGUAUCGGAGAGAUUGACGACAUUAUUUUGGCCUCAUUAUUCUCUUCAUCCAUGGAAGGGACCAGCGUUUACACCAAAAAAAUGUUCAAAAUUAGGAAACAGAUUGAAAGAAAUUGCCGAAUUUCGUGCACAACAUCGACAAUUAACGAGACUUUUGUCAUCGAAAGAAAGAAUUGGUCUUGGAACAAAUUCCGUUCUCGAUGGCUUCGGUGACAUUGAUGGUUUGGCUGAGGAUCACAAGGAUUUUGAUUGGGAGAGAUUGCGACGAAGAUUCGAAGAUGGUUUAGUACCGGCGGAGAAAAAAGUUGCCGAAAAAUUGAAAACACAAAUUGCCGAGGCAAAAAAUUCUGCAACAAUGGCUGAGGAAUUUAGAAGAUAUCGAGAAUUAAUAAAAAGAGAACGAAUUAAAAGAGAUCUUCGUAGCGAACGUGAAGCACUUUUGUCAGCUUACAAUCAUCUAGUUGAAUCCUGUCGUGCUGGUCCAGAUACAGAAAAUCUCCUCGACACACCUUUGAUACUACAGGAAAUUCAAACAAUUCGUGCCUCGGAAAUAAAAUUAGAAAAUCUCCAAAAAUUGGGAAAAGAUCUUCUGGCGGAUUUACCUGGUUAUGAGGAAGCUGCAGAGAAGGUUGCAUCUGCUGCCAAAGACGCUGGAAAAAAGAGACAAGAACUCGUUGAUAAUUGGAUUUCAGAAACAACUGACGCAAUAGCAAGCAGGGAACUCACGUUAGGUACAGAUUCAGCAGUUGUUGAAUUAACGGGAACAAGUAUGAUGAGAGUCAAUUAUGAUCCACGUUUAACGACUUUUAUCAGAGAAGCCAGAGCUUUGGCCGGUCAAGGUGUGGAGCUACCUAAGGAAGUGAAAAAUUUGGUAGAACGAGCUGGAUUAUUGGCAAGUAGAGCCAGAGCACUUCAGCAGAUUGCAAAUUUUCAUAAUACAAUUGGAGAUCGUAUGGUACCAUCACAAAGACCAUUGAUGCUGUCAGCGGCUCUUGAACUUGCUCGAGCUGUUCAGGAACAAUCGGGAGUUGUUUGGUCCGAUCCUCAUGCCGUUGAUGCCUACACUGCUCGAUUAAAUCGCCUUGUUAAGCUCUUUGCUCAACAGAACGCGGAACUUGCGGCUAAACAUUCAACAUUAAAUGAUUUGGUAUCGAAUUUAUUGAAAGGUGACGCUGUGAAUUUGGCAGUUAAUCAAAAUACUUGGAAGGAUACGUUAAAGAAUAUGAGGACAAUUGUCGAUUCUGUGGAAGCUGAAUAUGGAAAUACAAAAGCUUGGAAAUUACAUUGGGAUCGUCAGUUAUUGAAGGCAUUAAGUAUUGCCUAUAGAGCAGCUCUUCCGACGUUGAUGAAAAAAUUACCAGAGAUUCGAGUGGAAUUAACAUUUCGCUAUGGAUCUCUACAAUGGAGACCAACUUUGGAGGAAAUUCGAGCUAAAAUUUAUUCCGGAAUUCGACGAUUUCUAGCAAUUCCAACUAAUUUUCGUGGAGUUGGUGAUCCAUCUGAUGCGGAGUUUCAUACACUUGUACAGAGAUGCGCCUAUCUUUAUGGAGGUGUUUAUAAAGAGGCUGAAAUGGUUUUAAGUUCCCUGGAAGCACUUCGAUGCAAAUGGAUACCUUUGGCAGCACCGGCGAAAAUUGACGCUGGCGAACAACUCAAGGGAAAAAGUCCUCAGGAAUGGGAACGAGCAUUUAAGGAGGCAAAACAAUGGGCACAGGAAGUUGGUAAAUUACGUGGAAGUGAUGUGAAAAUUUGGUGUGUUGUCGUCGAUACAGCAACGGCGCGAAAUGAUUUAGAAUCAGCAUCAAGAAGAUAUUGGGAGAGAAUGUCUUUUGAUUUACGUGCAGAAGCUUCAUCGAGAUUGGUGGCAAUUGUUGAUUUUCUAUCAGCAUCAGCAAGAGAAUUGGACAAGAGACCGCAUAAUGUUGAAGAAAUUGGUUUGGCCUAUGAGACCUAUUCUCGAAUUCAAAAAGCAUCAGAGGGAAUAUCUAAGGAAUUAGACGAUGUUACUGGUUUGGCAAGAGUUCUUGCUGCUUGGACCCGAGAGAAAUUAGAAGGAAUAAGUGCCGCACAUGCAACAUGGGAAAGUUUAACCGACAAAUUACAACGUCAUCAAGCGGUGAUGAUUCGUCAGGUGGAGGACGCGAAAGUAAAUCUACGACAUAAGGCUAUUGCUUUGCGUGACGAUCGAGAGAGAUGGGAAACUAAAUGGUCAUCGAAGCCGGAGGAUAUUACCAUCGACUGGUUAGAUUCGAUGAAGGAAAGGUGGACAACUUUGAAAAAUCAGAAAGAGGCGUUAAAAUCUGAUUGUCAAAGAAUUGGAAUUGAUCUCGGGGAAAUAUUUCAAGAAGAAGAUAAUGCUGAUUCUUUAGAAGCGGAACUUGAAGCUGAGGAGGUGAAUUGUAAAUUCCAAUCAGAGUUCAUUGAGGAGUUAAAGAAACAGGAAGAUGAGGAAUGGUCAGUGGCUAGAAGGAGAAUAGCUAGACUUCACGAUUGGUUAGAUUCAUGGGAUGCGAGACUUAAGGUUCAUUCCAAGGAUCAGGAAUUCGAUCAAGAAAGAAAGAAAGUUUUACCAGAAUCCUAUGUGAAAAAGAGAAUAGACGAAAUUAGAAGUGCAAUUGAAUGGAUACAGAUUCUUCGCGGUGAUGAAUUGGCCGAGGAACAUUGGGCAGAAUUGAAGCCAAUUUUGAAAUUAAAUGUUAAUACGAGGGAUAUUAGUUUGGGUGAUUUGUUGAGGUGUUAUAAAAAUAUACAGGAGAAUGAAGAUCGUGUUAAGGAGAUAACAAAAAGAGCAACUGCCGAGAGUGGAAUUCGUCAGGCUUUGGUUGAGUUGGAAGCCUGGGAAGGUUCAACGUCACUUCCUCUGCAAGAAUCAACGGAUAGUAAGAAUAGUAGAAUCUUUUUGGUUGGAGAAUAUGGACCCCUUUUGGCAAGAGCCGGUGAACUUAGACUUUUGCUCGAGGGAGCAAGAGGUGCUUCGGGUUAUGAAAGAUUUGCCUCUAGGGCUUCUAGAUGUGAGGCUGCAUUGUAUGAGUUGGAGGAAAGAAUCAAAAUUUUGAGUGUUUUGCAGAGAAAAUGGGUUUAUUUGGAACCUGUUUAUGGAGGUGGGGCAGCACCUAAUGAUACUGGAAAGUGGUUGAGAGCUGAUAAGGAAUUUAGAUAUGUUAUGAAUGAGGUUGUCAAGGAUCCUAGAAUUCCGUCUUUGAGGAAAUUGCCACUUCCAGCUUUGACGAAUUUAAAGGAUCUGCUGGACAGAUGUCAGAGAAGUUUAGAUGAAUUCUUGGAGGAGAAAAGAUCAUCAUAUCCUCGUUUGUACUUUCUAAGUGAUGAGGAUCUUUUGGAAUUGGUAUCAGGAACUGGAAAAGGACUCGAGACACAGUUACCUAAACUUUAUCAAGGGGUUGGGACAAUUGAAAGGGAGAAGAAUGUGAUAAAAAGUGUUGUCUCCCCGGAAGGUGAAGUGUUAAAGCUUCCACAACCUGUAGACACCACAGAAUCGCUGCCUCAGUGGUUGAAGAAUUUAGAAGAAGGUAUGAGAAAUGCCCUACGUCAGAGUUUGUCCAAAUGUCUCUCCGAUUCAUCAGCAGAUCCCACAUUGUAUCCGGCACAAAUUUUACUUCUCAGUGGAAGGAUUUUGUUUACUGAAAAGUGUGAAGUUGCUAUAAAGGAAGGUAAACACUCGGUUAAAAAACUUUUGGAGUAUUUGGAAUCGCAGAGGGCGAAGUUUAGAGGACUGGAAGAUGCUGGGGAUAGGCUGACGUCUCUAAAGGCAAGAGGUCUUUUGCUCGAUACGGUUCAUCAUUUGCAGGUGACUAGAAAUCUUUUAACUAUUUUGACAAAUAAAGAAAAUGUUUCUUGGAGUUGGAGCAAACAGUUUAGGAGUUAUCGUAGAGGCAAUGGAGCGGUUAUUAAAUGUGCCGGAGCGGAAUUUUCCUAUCGGUUUGAGUAUCAAGGGGCUGCUUUGGGUUUAGUACGGACACCAUUGACGGAGAGAUGCUUUUUAGCACUUACUCAGGCUAUGAAGUUGGGUUUAGGAGGAAGUCCCACUGGACCAGCAGGUACUGGAAAGACUGAAAGUGUAAAAGCUUUAGGGGCAUUUUUGGGACGUCUUGUAAUUGUCUUUAAUUGUGAUGAGGGAAUGGAUGCUGGAAGUAUGCGAAGAAUUCUUGGAGGACUUGCUCAGGCUGGAGCUUGGGGAUGUUUUGAUGAGUUUAAUCGUCUUGAGGAAGAGACGCUUAGUGCUGUUGCCAUGUUGGUGAGACCUCUUCAAGAAGCCGUGAGAGAUGGAGCAAGUAAUGUAUCACUAGGUUCACAAAAUGUGCCCCUGGAUUCACAUUGUUGUGUUUUUAUUACAAUGAAUCCUGCCAGUAAUGAUUAUGGAGGUCGUCAUAAGUUACCAGACUCUUUAGCUCGUCUAUUCAGACCCAUUGGAAUGGCACAUCCAGACAAGAUAAAUAUCGUUAGAGCCCUUUUGGAAUGCGCGGGAUUUUUAGAAGCUUCCAAUCUUGCUAAUCAAUUGGUGGAGAUUAUGGACAUUGCAGAGAAAUUGUUAUCCAAACAGCCUCACUAUGAUUGGGGUCUCAGGGCAUUGAGAUCCGUUCUUGAUUCAAUUCCCUCGAAUGUUAAGUCUGAUACAAGUGAAAGUAUGAGGCUAUUAAUUGCCAUUAAAGCCUCAACUUUACCCAAAUUGAAUGAAGAAGAUACAGGUAAAUUCUUCGGGCUUUUGCAGGACGUAUUUCCAAAAAUAAAUUUAUCCACUGUGGAUUCAACAGAUAGGGUGGAUUUACAAAAAAGUUUGAUGGAAAUCUGUGAAGGUAGAGGAUGGCAAGAAAACCUCAUUAGCAGAUGUUUACAGUUGAAUGAUCAAUUACAGAAUCGAACUGGUGUGGCUAUUGUUGGACCUCCAGGUAGUGGGAAGACAUUAGUUAGGAAAUUGUUAGCUGAAGCUUUUGCAAAGAUAGGACAACCAAUUGUACAAAUUGUUGUCUAUCCAGGAGCAAUGCCAAAAUCGAAGCUUUUGGGAAAAGUCGAUUCUCAAACGAGGGAAUGGAAAGAGGGACUUUUGGCAAAUGGCGUUGCGUCAGCUGGCGAUGGACCAACUUGGAUUGUAUUAAAUGGAGACGUUGAACCAGGAUGGGCAGAAGCUUUAAAUUCAGCACUAGAUGAUAAUCGAAUACUGACACUUCCUAAUGGUGUUGGAAUGAGACUUGGAAGUGGUACAAGAUUUAUUUUUGAGACACAUAAACUUGAUGCCGCGAGUCCGGCAACAGUUUCACGACUUGGAGUUUUGCAUCUUGGAUCAGCGACAAUUUCUUCUCUGAUCACUCCUGGUAUUUUGGAAGGUCUACCAGUUAUUGGAAAAGACAUUGCUAAUACCCAUUUGAGUAGUGUGAUUAAACAGGUGUUAAGGAUCAAUAAAGAAUAUUCAUCGGCGUCAGGAUUGAUAAAUAGUGCUCUUCCUCAUUUGAUUAAAGCUCAUACGCAGACAUUGGGAACUUUUUCACUAUUGGCUCCUUUAUGCAGUCAGAUUAAGGAUUCUCAGAAAAGAGAUCAGUUGGCUCGAUCUAUUUACCAGUUAACGGAUUGUUGGUGUCCAGAUCCACAAAAACCGUUUUCGAUUCUUUAUAAUCCUGAAACAGAUCGACUGGAACCAUUGGGUAAUUCAAAUGAAUCAGUAAUGAGUGAUAGUGGUCCUGUUAAUGUGUCAGGAACGAUGAAGAAGGCAAUGGAGAUAAUUCUUCCGUGGAUUGGGAGCUGUAGAUCGGUUCUUAUACGAGGACCCGAUGGUUGUGGAAAGACGGCUUUGAUUGGUAUGAUUUCGUCAUCAAUUAGGGAUAAUGAGGGAGAAUCUUUGGUGGUUGUUAGAGGAUCUUCGCUUUAUGGACCAGAGGAUUUAAUUGCAAGAUUAAAAAGGGUUUGUGUUCAGGUAGAAUCGUCGUCACAGGGAAGAACAUAUCGACCUAGAAAUGGUUCACGUUUGAUAUUAAUUUUGGAAGAUCUACAUUUGGCUUCUAAGGAUUUACAGGAACUUCUUAGACAAUUGUUGCAGGAAGGAGGAUUUCAUGAGGAUGAUUUAGAGUUUGCAAGUAUUUCUUUAUCGGUUAUUUGCAGUGGAGAUUUAAAUACGAAAAUUCAUCCAAGGUUAAAUGCGCUUUUGAUGAUACACUAUCUUCCUCGGCAAUCUUCAAAGGACAUGGUGGCGAUUGUGGAACUUCAUUUGAGAAAUGCUUUGAAGAAAAAUGAUGUUAUGGUUGAGUCCUGGAUUUCUAGAGUUGCUCCCGCCAUGGUAGAGGCGUUUGGGAAUAUUUUUCCGGAGGAUUUAUCUUCACGGUGGUCGUACAAGGAUUUGGCUCUUUGGGCUGAUUCGUUGAGGUAUUAUCCGCUGCCUGAAGAUGAAUCAGAUAUUACCUGUUAUUUGAUAUACUCUGGACGACAGUUGUUUAGACCUAAAUUAAAAGCAAUUGAUCUUCAAAAGUGGGAGAUGAUAAUUACAUCAAGGGUACCGAAUGACAAGGGUUUAGAUGACGUUUUUGUAUGGAAAGGAGUUGGUUUGUCACCAAUGGAGAAGGAAUCAUGGAGGAAGGAGAUUGAAGGUGCAGCGGCAAAAUGUGCGAGAGAAGGAGAUCCACUACAGGCUGUGAUUUCGUCUCAUCUUUUACAAACGACUGCGGGAAUUAGUUGGGUUUUGGGUAAUGAACAACGGGGAAUUGUUCUGAUUGGGAAACCUGGUGCUGGACGCAAGUCAUCUGUGAGAUUAGUUAGUACGUAUUUAUCGAUGAAUGUGGUUUCUUUUGGUCCAGGUAGAGGACGGCCGGCGAUUAAGGCGGCUGUGCAAGGAUCCGCAAUUGACGGAGAAGCUACAAUACUUCUUUUGGAGGAGCAUCAUAUCAGAGAGGAGGGUUUAGCGAUUCUAGCCGGUGCCAUCGUGUCGCAAGGUGAAAUACCAGGUUUACUGACUCCGGAAGAGUUAGAUGGACUCGUUGCUCCACUGGCUGAACUUGCCAGAAGGGAAGACUUUCCAGGAACUUUGGAACAAUAUUUCUAUCAUCGUUUACGAACUCUGCUUAAGGUUAUCAUAAUUUUGGACGUUCAUGAUGUGAACGCUGCUUGGUUAUCAAGAUCAAGUCUUUUGAAGCAGUGCAUAGUUGUUGGUUACGGGCCGGGUAGAGAAUGGUGGACUUUGGAGAAAUCUCUAAUGGAAUUGGCGUCUCAACAGACGGACGUAGAAAUUGAAAAUGAUUCUUCGGGUGUUAAGGAAUUAGUUAAGGCUCACUUACAGGUUUCUCGGCACCAACAAGCUCCGGCUAGAUUCUUAGCUCUUUUGAAUGUAUGGAGCCAACUUCGGGAGAAGUGGACUAAGGAGAUAGAAGAGAAACUUCAGAGUCUUGAGGCUGGGAUUAGUAGACUUAGAGAAGCUGGGGAAAGAGUCGCUAAGUUGGAAGAGGAGGCGGAUAAGCAACGGCAGGAAUUGGAGGCCGAGAAAGGAAGAGCCAAUGCAGCUUUGGAGCAAAUUACAGCUACUAUGAGAGGUGCCACUGGUCAGAGGGGAGAAAUGACAACACUAAAAGCGGCUACAGAACGCGAAAGUGCGGAAUUAGCGCGACGAAAAGCAGAUAUUGAAAGUGAAUUAAGUAACGUUGAGCCUCUAGUUGAACAAGCUGCUCAGGCAGUUGCGGGAAUCGGUGCUGAUGCAAUUUCUGAAGUUCGAUCCUUGAGAGCACCUCCAGCGCCUGUUCGAGACGUUCUUGAGGGUGUUUUAAGAUUAAUGGGAAUUAGAGAUACUUCUUGGAAUAGUAUGAAAACUUUUUUGGCAAAACGAGGUGUUAAGGAGGAAAUUAGAUCAUGGGACGCUAGACGUAGUACUCCGGCAAGUUUAGAGGCUGUUGAUAAGCUUGUAAAAGAACGACAUGAGAGUUUUGAGGAGAAGACGGCGAAAAGAGCUUCGGUGGCAGCGGCUCCUUUAGCUGCUUGGGUACUUGCCAAUCUGCAGUAUGGACAAAUUUUGCAACAAGUUGCACCUUUGGAGAAGGAACAGCGAGCCUUGGCGCAGAGUUUAGCUGUUGCUGAAGCACAACUUGGAAAAUUAUCCGAAGGUCUUAAUACUGUUGAGAGUAAAGUUGCACAGCUCCAGGAACAUUUAGCAGCUCAUUCUAGGGGUGCUGCGGCUCUUCAGUUGAAAUCAGAAGCGACUGAAGCUAGUUUAGCAACUGCUAGGGCACUUUUGCAGAAACUUGACACAGAACACUGUGAUUGGCAGAAUCAGUUUGAGGCACUUACGGCUAGAAAGACAAUUUUGGUUGUUGAGGCCGCUGAUGCUGCUUCACUUUUGGUUUAUCAGGAUCCUAGUAAGGAUGAUCAUUGGAGGAGAUCAGUGCUGGAUUUGUUGAUUAAUGAAAGAGAACGUUUACUAUGGAGAGCUCAGGGUUUACCAAUUGACACUGGAAGUUUGGUGGGUGCUGCUUGUGCUCUCCGAGGACCGUUGGUUCCUAUUUUUAUUGAUCCCUCUGGCGUGGCUGUUGCUUGGUUAAGAUCGAACUUAGGAUCCAGGCUUGAAGUUACAAAACCGGAUGAUACCAAAUUCUUGACAACAGUCGAAUUAGCCGUGAGAUUUGGAAAACCCCUUCUGGUAGAGGAUCUUGUUAAUUUUCCCUCCAUUCUACUUCCUUUGCUUCGAAGAAGAUCCCUUAGAUUAGGAGAUAGAAUUCUUUCCUGUCAGCAUGGAUUUCAGUUAUUCCUUGCGACUAGAAGAGAACGAUUAGACGGUCUUCCAAGUGAGGCUGAUGCAGUUUUAUUUAGACUCACCCUUGGCGCUGGUACUAGAAGUCUGGCGGAGAAAUUCAUAGAGAAGGUGAUUUUAAAAGAAACACCGGAAAUAGAAGUUCAACGAAGGGAGGCGUUGGAGAAGGAAGAGAAAUUGGCUGGCGAACGAGAUGCUGCUAGAUUGGAUCUUUUGGUUCAAUUGGGAGCAGCUAAGGGACAGGAUCUUUUACAGGAAGGUGGUUUAUUGUCAUCUUUGGAGGCAACACAGUCGAAAGCCAAGGAAAUUGCACUAGCACUAGAGGAGAGUAGACACAGUUUCGAGGAUGUUACACGAAGAAUGAAGGAACAUGAGAAACUUGCCAAAUUUGCCGCUAGUUUCUUUAAGGCUGUAAAAUUUUUGAAUUCCCUAAGUCCACUUUAUGUCUUCUCCAAUGAAGCGUUAACUGAUAUUUAUUUGGAUGCGGAGAAAGAUCGUAAUUCUCUUAAAGCUGAUGAAAAAGUCGAAAGGGAUAAAUAUCUCGAGAAAAGUUUAGUGGCACUCACACUACAUCAUUGUACGAAAACUGCGUACAGAAAACAUCGUCUUGCUUUAGCUCUUCAUUUAGCGUUGACAAUCUCACCGGUAUCUGAAGCGGAAAAAAAUUUACUACUAAAUGGAGAAAAUUUGGCAGUAAAUAAUUCUACGGAAUUUAAAACACCGGAUUGGAUUCCUGAGGAGAGGAAAGUUGGAGUCAGGGCGCUGACAUCAACAUUGCCUCAGAUAGCAUCGAAAAUGAAAGCCAGUUGGUUUGAAGAUGUAGGUCACAUUUACGCUGAGAACACUAUUAGUCCAUUUGAGAAGGUGUUGGUGAUUCAAGCAAUUCGACCUGAUCAUCUACAUGCUGCUCUCUCCAAAUGGGCAGCUGAUCAGCUUGGUGUUAGAAAUUUAGCUCCACCUACAUGGACUCUAAAAACAGUGGCAGAGGAAUCGGGAACAUAUCCUGUGCUAUUGUUACUGUCUCCCGGAGCUGAUCCGUGUCCGGAAUUAAAAUCCCUUGCCGCUGGUCAUGUAUCACAAGCUGCUGGGUUUAUUGAGGUAUCCCUAGGUCAGGGUCAAGUGAAUCAGGCCGAAGCUGCUCUUCAGGAAGCGUGCAGAAACGGGAGUUGGAUCCUCUUGAGUAAUCUUCAAUUAGCUUUGAAUUGGUUACCUCGUCUUGAGGGAUUUCUACGUUCUCCUAUGUGUACAGUUGACAAAAAUCCAAGCACGAGAAUUUGGUUGACAACCGAGGAAUGUUUAGGAUUCUAUCCAGGUUUAGCGGGACUUUGUCUAAAAUUAGCCUACGAACCACCGGAGGGUGUCAAGAGAAAUGUGAAAAAAUCCCUACAACAACUUGUUCAACAAUCCGAAUUGGGCGAUAGCAAGAAAAUUGUUCUACUAUCAUGGUUGCAUGCAAUUUUACAAGAACGUAGAAAAUUUGUACCACAGGGUUGGAUUAAAGAAUACGAUUGGAGUGAGGCUGAUCUUGAAGCAGCUUGUGAAUUGGUAGUGAAAACAAAUAAUGACGAUUGGGAUGAGGGUAGGGGACUUUUGGAUGUGGCAGUUUAUGGUGGUCGUCUACAGGAUGAUUACGAUAUGAGAGCACUUAGAUCAAUUUUACGAAAUAUUUGGUGUAAUGAAAUUUAUAGAGGUCAACAAAAAUUGGGUGGUAUUCUCAAUGUUCAAGAGGCAACAUUGGGAGAUCCUGUGCGUUCUAUUGAUCGUCUUAAUGAUUUAGAAUCGCCACAAGAUUAUUUUGGAUUACCAGCGAAUGCUCAUAGAACAUGGGAGAAAUCGGCUUCGAAAAGAGCGUUAGCAUUAUUGAAAGAUAUCGUGGUUCGAGUUUCGAGUAAAGAGGAUAAGAAACAUCGAAAAAUUGAAACAAAAACUGAACGAGAUUUGAAGAAUUGGAUUAAUCAGUGUCUUACUGAUGUAAAACCCACGGAGGGAACAAAUCAAAAUCCGUUAAAUGAAUUUUUUAAAGAUGAAAACAAUGUGGCAGUGAAUUUAUUGAGAAUUGUACAAUCUGAUAUUGAAUCGUUACAUAUUGAGGGAAUGAAGGUACCAAAACGUUGGAGUAGUGAAUGGCCUACUGGACCAUUGGAAAUAAUUCCAUUUGUCAAUGGAUUGAUAAACAGGCAUCAGUCACUAAAUUCUCUAAAUUCUUCACUUCCAAAAAGAGUGAAUUUAUUUUGGUUCGCAAGACCUCGAGCAUUUUUAGCGGCAUUGAAACAAUUUACAGCUAGAGAAUGUGGAAAAUCUUUGGAAAAUCUUCGACUCUCUGCCAAUUGGUCCGAGAGUACAACAGCAGAAAAUUGGAAUACUUCGAUUACUAUCGAUGGUCUUCUAUUGACAGGUGCAACAAUAAAGAAAGGAUUUUUGAAACAAGUGACAAUGGAUGAUGCACCAGUGAUAGCAAUUCCGGGUUGUCAAAUAGCUUAUCUACCCAAGGAAAAUGAUGAAAAUUUGGAAAUUUCAGAAGACUUAAAAUUAGAGGACGAUGAAUUUUUGAAUGUUCCUGUUUAUAGUGAUUCACAAAGAAAUUUUUUAAUUUGUUCCCUACCUGUUGGUUGUCCAAGGGACGAAAGGGAUUUGUGGCUUCGUCGGGGAAUUUUUUUUCACUUAACAACUUUUUAGUAGAUUAUAAAAAAACAAAUGUUUUUCUCCAAUUUUAUUGUAAAAUGUCUAAAUCUGUAUUAAAAAUUUGUUUUUGUUAAAAAAAUAUAUGGUAUUCUUUUUGAAAUUUUA
This is a messenger RNA of Leptopilina boulardi, 12511 nucleotides long. RefSeq names its product cytoplasmic dynein 2 heavy chain 1 (gene btv). Gene Ontology annotation, biological process: microtubule-based movement. Gene Ontology annotation, cellular component: dynein complex. The record is from RefSeq and is a predicted model, not a curated record. Bases 191 to 12400 code for a protein of 4069 amino acids. NCBI's taxonomy places the organism in Eukaryota, Metazoa, Arthropoda, Insecta, Hymenoptera, Figitidae. The transcript has 19 exons. Gene Ontology annotation, molecular function: ATP binding; dynein intermediate chain binding; ATP hydrolysis activity.